CUCCGCCUUUCGGGAGCCCCCACCGCCUGGUUCAUUCUAGAGUCUACUGGACUCUCCUCCUCCUCCUCCUCCUCUCUGCUUCUUCUUCCUCCCCCCGCCACCCCCCAAAUACUACCGCAUCGUCUCCUUCCUCCUCCGUCAAUCUCCAAAACUCUGUCCGGCGGAGGGAACAGCGAACCGCCGAUCUCGCCGCCGCGGCUCCGAGGAUGUUCGGGGUCGUGUUCCCCGACCGGAGCUUCCCGAUCGACAUCUCCACCUUCGCCCAGAUCGACACCUUCCACUGGGUCCUCGACAUGAACACCUUCGUCGGCGAAGCCUACGACCAGGUCCGAGAGAUGUGCAUCUUCCUCCUCAACGGCCUCGCCCUCCCGCCCGACAAGGCCCUCGCCGUCUACGUCCAGUCCCCCGGGUCCCCCUUCGUCUACUGCGGCGCCGUCACCGUGUCUCGCCCCUCCGCCGUCCUCCCCCUCCCCUGGCCGGAGCCCGGGGGGGACGCCGCCGCCGGCGGGGGGGCGGCGGGGCAGCCGCUGCAGCUGACGUCGCCGGGGGCGGCGCCGCUGUCGGCGAAGAUCGGGGUGUCGGUGGAGGACCUGGGGGCGCUGCCGUCGCUGGACGCGGCGGCGGGGAGGAGGAUCGAGCGGAUGGCGAUGAGGGUCGGGGAGAACCUGUUCAACUUCAUGCAGUCGUUCUGCGGGGUGGACGGGAGCAAGCUGGUGGUGCCGACGGACAUCCUGGACCGGUGGUUCAACAAGUUCCAGGAGCGGGCCAAGCGCGACCCCGACUACCUCAAGGGCUUCGCUUUGUAGCUUUUUCUUCUCUUUUGUAUUUGUUUUUUUGGGGCUCUCUUCGUCUGUGAAAAAGGCUUUUAAAUUGAUGCUUUUGCCUCGUGACUUGUAUUCAAACGAUUGCAUCUUUGUUGAGUUGCCUAACGUUUGUACAUCAAUCUAAGCGGGCCUUAAUAUCGCCCCUGAA
Messenger RNA from Syzygium oleosum, 972 nucleotides. RefSeq lists its product as uncharacterized. NCBI's taxonomy places the organism in Eukaryota, Viridiplantae, Streptophyta, Magnoliopsida, Myrtales, Myrtaceae. The record is from RefSeq and is a predicted model, not a curated record. Gene Ontology annotation, cellular component: nucleus; cytosol. Gene Ontology annotation, molecular function: nuclear import signal receptor activity. Gene Ontology annotation, biological process: protein import into nucleus. The transcript is spliced from 2 exons. Bases 207 to 806 code for a protein of 199 amino acids.